Molecule: messenger RNA, 4502 nt
Organism: Dunckerocampus dactyliophorus (ringed pipefish)
Lineage: Eukaryota; Metazoa; Chordata; Actinopteri; Syngnathiformes; Syngnathidae
Gene: tmem245
Product: transmembrane protein 245
Exons: 18
Coding region: 21-2639 (872 amino acids)
Source: RefSeq, a predicted model, not a curated record
GCAAAAGAGGUUAGGGAAACAUGGCGGACGAGGAGGACUCGCCACCCGAUCCUACCGCUGGGUCUCCCCCGGAGAGCCCUGGCACAGGGCGGCCUCACUCUGUCUCCUUCUCCGAGAGCGUCCAGCCGGCCGUCGGAAUGGUUAGCCAGCUUCUAACCCAGCCGUCGUCGCUCAAGUUCGACAAAAACAUCAAGCAGGCCUUCUACAACACCGGGGCGAUGAUAUUUGUGGCUAUCUGCUGCGGGGCGGCGGUCCUGGUCUACUUCAUCCUGGAAGCCUUCCUCCGGCCGCUGCUCUGGGCUGUGCUGUGCGGCACCUUCCUCCACCCCUUCAAGCACUCCCUAGCCCGGCUUGGGCGUUCCUGGCUCAGCGGUCUACAGGACACGGGGACGCCCAUCGUGGUUGGCACUCUGCUGGUGCCAGUGUGGUGUGUCAACUAUGUGGUGGACGCCAUGGGUAGGCAGGUAGUGCAGCAGCUCACCCUGCUGCUGGUGAUCGGAGCCGGGGCGCCGCUGCUCUACCUCCUCUACCUGUCCUGGAGCUUUAUCGGUAUGCAGGUGCUACUGGGCUACCUCUGUGGGAUCAUCUCGGCCGUGCUGGACUGUUUUCACGUAGUGUGGGUGUGCACAGUGGUUGUGGGCUAUUUGUUGGCAGUGGGCUUUAAGUGGAGUCCUUACACUGAAGGCUACUUGAGAGCUGCUGCACUGCCUGUGUGGACCACCCUGCUUUUCUACAUUGUGUCUCUGACUGGCUCGUGGAAAGUUCCCCUAUUUGUGGUGGUGCUCGUGCUGCUCGUUGUGGGCUCCCAAGAGAAAUCACCUGUCCCUGGCAGAGGAGAGCUAUCGGGGCAGGUGUUGUCGUUUGCCGCUAACACAUUUUACAUGGCCGUUUCCUGUGGUAAACUUCAGCCGAAGUCGCAGCCCAGCAAAGUACGUGCAACAGAUGGUGACGAUUCAGUGGACCACAUCCCAGCCACCCCUGGCUUCCCUCAGGCCUCUCGACCAGUACCAACCGGCCUCUUCCAGAAAGAGAAGGCCUCCCACAAGGCCAGUGACAUCUACUUCAUCCUGCUGGUCUGGGCCAUAGUCCUGGUCCAGGUAUGGCUCAACCUUUGGAUCCUCCAGCUCCUUCCCAUCCCUGUGGCUGUGUGGGUGAUGAAGAAGCUGGUGGUCCAUUUUGGACUGAAGAGCUUUGCAGAGCGGACUCUGACCUCAUGGUGGGCGGUGCUGGAACGGUUCGGUCGGGAACGAGAGGAGGCCCUGCUGCCGGGUCCUAUUAAAGGCUUGGCUCAGUUCUUACUGCGUAUUGACACUAAGCUGUGGCAUUGGCUUAACAAGCAGAUGGUGGUGUGGUUGGAGCGCUCCCUGGAUAAAAUCAUCAGCAUCUUCAUCAUCAUCAUCCUGGUCACAGGGACCCUCCUCAUGGCGCUGCUGCUCACUGCCAUGGUUCAUCACGAGAGCGUUCACAUCAUUGAGGUCACCAGUAAUCUCAUCAACGAGACUGUCUCCAACCACCCAGAAUGGGCAAACUUGCUUCCAGAGGCUCGUGUGGUCCAGAAGGCCUUGAAUUCAGCCGUCACAAACGUCUAUCAGCACGGCAGAGAAUGGAUAACACAAAAACUUCACAAGAUGCUAGGAGACAAGGCCAACCACACAGCGGUAAUUGAGAAGCAAGUGUUGGAACUUUGGGACAGACUCUACCAAUCCUGGUUUGUCAAGAACGUGACCCACUCUGGUCGCCCUCGAAGUCAGAAGAUGAAUGUCCACAGACAAAACAGUUGGUUGGGGGACAUCCUGGACUGGAAGGACAUUGCCUCUUUUCUGCAGGAGAAUAUUGAGACACUGUGGUCUAUCGUGGAGUCUCUUUGGGUGGUGAUGAGCAGAAACGUUGGCCUCCUCAUCUCCACAACGACCACACUCCUCACUGUGUUGUUUCACAGCGGCACUGCUCUGCUCAACUUUGCCCUCAGCCUGGUGAUCUUCUUGACCACCCUCUUCUACCUGCUGAGCUCCAGCGGAGAGUCUUACAAACCUGUCAAGUGGGUCAUCAGCCUGACGCCCCUCUCACAGCCGGGACCUUCAUCCAACAUCAUCGGACAGUCUGUGGAGGAGGCCAUCAGAGGUGUGUUCGAUGCCUCUCUGAAGAUGGCGGGCUUCUACGGCCUGUACACAUGGCUCACACACACCAUCUUUGGGAUCAACAUUGUCUUCAUUCCUUCAGCUCUUGCUGCCAUCCUGGGGGCGGUGCCCUUUCUGGGGACGUACUGGGCGGCCGUGCCCGCCGUGUGCGACCUUUGGUUGGCUCAGGGCGAAGGCGUGAAGGCCGUACUGCUCCUCGUCUGCCACCUGCUGCCCACCUACUUUGUUGACACCGCCAUCUACUCUGAUAUCUCUGGGGGUGGUCACCCCUACCUGACAGGGUUGGCAGUGGCGGGUGGAGCCUACUACCUGGGCCUGGAGGGCGCCAUCAUCGGGCCCAUCCUCCUGUGCAUCCUGGUGGUGGCGGCCAACAUCUACAGCGCCAUGCUGAUGAGCCCCAACUCUGCGGCGCCAACGCCGGUGCAGGCGAGCUGGCCUCAGCAAGGCAUCAGGCCCUUCCCUGACUCCACCCCUUCUGUUCUGAGGAAGAGCAGCGACUGAGAGUGACACAGGUAGAACAUCAUGUGACCCAAAAAGACCCCUCCGUGUGCCGGGGGUCCAGCAACAAGACGGCGCCCGAGGAAGGCGGCGUCACGGCUGUUUACCCACACUGCUCCGCUGCACGGUCGCCCUGAGCAGUACGCUUGCCUGCUGCUGUCAAUCAACAAGACGUGAGUUGACAAGCUCAAUCCCAACACUGGUACUAACCACAUCGUCACGCUCUUCUACACUCACAUGGGCUAUCUGGACACUAAUAUUUCAUAUUCACCCUAGUUCAUAUCAUCUCUCUCACACACGCACACACACACACACACACGCACACACACACACACACAGAGAGAUUCAAGUCACAAAGCAAAACUUUCCAUGGGAAAUUAAUGAGAAUUAACUGGAAAUUGAGGGGUUUUUAUUCAUUAUUAUUAUUAUUAUUAUUUUUUUUUUUUUAAACAAAACAUAUAUACAGACACGUAUAUUUUAUUGUUUUUUUUUUCUAAAACCAGACUCAUCAUAUUUGGGUUAAGGAAAUAGGUAUAUAAAUUAUUUUAAAAUAAUAGAAAUAGUAAACAUAUAAUAUAAAUAUAUAAAAAUAAAUAUUGAAAGGAAAAAUGUCUCAAAAUGUAAAAUAUUUUUUUAAUGUCACUAUAUACUAUUAUUAAAUGGAUACAAUAUAUAAUAAAAUAACACAUAAUAUAUUCUUUUCAAUAAUGGUUCAUUUGUUGGCUGAUUAAUUGUGUACAUGUUCAACUUUAUCUGCAUCUCCAGUUGUACAAUUUUAUUCUUUUUUUUCCCAUAAAAAAUUCUUUAUUUUUUUUUAAAUGGCUUAAAAAGUCCACACAAACGUUGCUGCACAGUGAUGAUCAUAUUUAUAUAUACUGUAUAUACUGUAUAUGUGUAUUACCAUAUACACCGUAAGUACAGUAUAUCUUCAUUAUGCUGAUUAGUUUAAUUCUUCAUGAUUUAAGUUCCAUUUAUAGACAGACUUUGAAUUUGGUAAAUUUCCAGUUUAAAUCCUCUUAAUUUUCAUUUAUUCCCGUGGAAUGCUUCCAACUUCUUGCAACUUUCCAACUCAAGUGAGACUAAAUGUUGUGCUGAGUUUGCCCCUUUGUGCUGCAGCACAGCCACGCUCAGUUACCGCACUUUCAUUGGUUUUCUUAACAAACAAAUAAGGAACUUAAGACUCCAUAAUUGAUCAAAUAUUUCAUGACACUGUAGAUACUAAAAAUGAAUAUGACCAUUCAUUACAGUUCGAGUGUUUUGAUGAUUUUAGUGUUUACAAUUCCAGUUUACAACUCUGAACAGUGAAGUUAGUGUGGAUGCUAACACCAGCAAAAGACAAGACGUGUCCUGGCCGGUCCACCGGUUUGCUAAAUUAAGCACUCUUGUUGUACCAAAUAUGAAAUAGAAUAUAAUGCAGCUGUUUGUUUACUUGUUUGACUACACCAGCACUUUGUUCACAGCUCAAAGCUUUCAUGAAAAACAUGUCGUUUUCAGUCAUAAUUGUGUGUAAAAAGUGUAACUGACAUGAAAAGGAAGUGUUCUUUGGUUUGUUUUUUGGACAGACAUCAUCAGUGUUUAUCAUGGUUUAUCUUUUUUUUUUUUUUUUUUUUUGCUACUGCUGCUGUUAUUUCUGCAUCACUGCUUAUGUAUGCACUGAUAAGUAAACACCACCAUUUAAAUAAGUCUGUCUCAUUCUAGUCCAUCCAUUACAAUUCACUUUCAUUGGUAGCCAACUUUUAUUCAUCAUUCGCCAGUUAAAUAACACAUUGCAGAAUCAAAACAAUAAUAAUAAUUAUGGAAUUAAUUUAAGUACUGUAAUGCAUUUAAAAAAAAUCACAAUUUAAUCAUUAUUCCUAUUUUUCAAUU